Messenger RNA from Mycena indigotica, 8025 nucleotides. RefSeq names its product Cytoskeleton-associated protein 5. Lineage: Eukaryota; Fungi; Basidiomycota; Agaricomycetes; Agaricales; Mycenaceae. The record is from RefSeq and is a predicted model, not a curated record. Bases 1 to 8025 code for a protein of 2674 amino acids. Gene Ontology annotation, molecular function: microtubule plus end polymerase activity; microtubule plus-end binding. The transcript has 31 exons. Gene Ontology annotation, biological process: microtubule polymerization; mitotic spindle organization; establishment or maintenance of microtubule cytoskeleton polarity. Gene Ontology annotation, cellular component: spindle pole; centrosome; microtubule plus-end.
AUGUUCUCCGUCUCUUGCUGCAAGAAUCAAUCGAGGCAAGAAAUGCUCGAUGGCUUUGGCUUCUGUCCUCAUUAUAGUCAGAUCGCGCCUUUACGGUCGUUUGCAGAAAUUUAUCAGGAUCUCGUCGCUGGCCCAAAAUCAGAAGAUGUUGUUGCCGCUUCACUAAUCCAAUUAUUCGACACGGCUCGGGAAAAGCUCAAUUCUGCAGAAGAACUGCACAACUUUUUUGCUGGUAUCCCAACGCUCUUCGUUGACAAAGGAGAAAUUGAGGAGGACGCCACCUCGACUGCAACACUACAUCGGCGCUCCGUCUUUGGGUUCUUCUGUCGACGAUGCUUUUUAAGCUUCUUGAAACUUUCGUUCAAUGGCGUUGGAAAGCUUCAAAAGGAAUACGAGGCCUGGGGACGUGGGACUCCCAUCCUUUUUCAUGAAUUUCCGAUGAUUAAGGCAGACCUACAUAAUGACACGCAGAUUUUCAGAACAUCAAGCGACAAAAUCAGCUGGGCGCAGCCAGGACUCUACGCCAGAUGGCAAGCAUCGUUGUCAGCAGGCGACGAACAUGCUGCCAUUGAAAAUCUGCGCAAGUACUUUGAGCAGCAUUUCCACGACAACGACUUAGGGUUUCGACAACAUGCGCUGCUGAAUCUAGUUAGAAUGCAUUACCUCCGGCAAGAGUUUGGGGCUGCACAAACGCUUUUAUCGGAGGCAAUUGGGGUCGCUCGCACGAACAACGAUAAGGUUACGCUGGCCUAUUGCGUAACUCUGCAAAAUCGCCUUCCCCCCAAGAUUGAAGGUCGUCGACCCGUUUUGAAUCAAAUCCAAGCGGAUGUCCACCCUCUUGAAAUCUUAUUUGAUGUGACGAAACUCAUGGACGAACAAAACGCAACUCCUACUUUCUUGCGCUUCAAACUUGACCUCAUGCCACUGGAGUCCUUGACCAUUGGCUCGACAAUCAACCCAUUGCGCCUCGUGACAGCGACCAAUGGGCACAGCACGCGGUCCAGCUGCGAGCGAAUAGCGGCAAUUGAAGAAAAUAUUGUCGCCGCAUUCACAGAUGUUGGCGGGAGUGACAACAACCGCAUCACAACGAUACUCAACCAAGCAUACCGAGCAAGUUUUACGUGGAGUCUGGCUGCUCUAUUACACCCCAACGUGUGGCGCAGUCUUUCGCUCGUAGAAUAUGGUCAAUGGGCUCAAGAAAUCUGGCACAUUCUUGUUUUGUGGGCGACGCGACGGGGUCAAGAUCGCGCAUAUCGUGAUAUUCUGCUACCUAGGAAACCACCUGGAGAGUAUAAGACACGCCAUUAUUUGCUCGACACUGAGGGCAUUAAACUCCCUAAAAUCGAGGAUCCUUUGUGGGAGGUGAUUCAAAUGCAGCAUUGUGGCCAAGCGGCUAACACCAUGGAUGGACUGCUAACAUCACUGUGGCAUGCCGAGUUCCUGGGACGAUUGAAUGUCUACCGGACUGGAAUGAUCCUAUUUGCAGAUGUCGGGAAAGCAUUUGGAAUGACCAAACGUUCUCGAAAGAUGAUGGAAGACAUAAUGCCCCAAAUUAUUCUGGGAACUGAUCUCGAGCAACGAGCUCUGGGAUGCUUUACGAUGGCGCGAAGUAUCAUCGUCGCUGAGGAUGAACCUAAACCCGAGGCCCUUGAAAAAGCUCUUCCCUAUUUCUUGCAAGCGGAACAAGACUAUGUCGCCAUAUCGAUGCACCAAGCGGUCAUGGAUGUCCAAUAUUUCCUUGCAAUUGUUUACGAAAACAUGGGCAGGAGAGCUGAUAGUGAAGAAGCUGCUCGACGACAUUUCGCCACUGAAGCUCUGUUGAAAGAGGUCGGGGCGCUAAGCGAUGGGUUUGGGGAGGUUAUGGCAGCUGUUCAGCAUCCAAACGCGUCAACCGAACUCAUGGAUGGCGCACCGGUUGAAGAAGACUUCUCAACUUUAAGCGUCUCGGAACGACUGCAACACAAGAACUGGAAAGCACGAGUCAGUGGUUAUGAGGCGUUGGUCAAGACUUUCGAAAGCACUGCUUCGGACGACGAUCCGGCAUUCAGACCAUACAUCAACAACACAGAGCUGCUGAAGAAGAUUGCCACGGACUCAAAUGCAGUGGCACAGGAGAAGGGCGUAGAGUGUCUUGUAGCUCUCGUCAAAUAUGCGGGAGAAACUGCUGCUAAGACUCGAGAUGGUGUGGUACCAGCCUUGGUCGAUAAGUGUUUUGGAUCCACGCGAGCUGGUACCAAGAACCAAGCGAUCGAGUUGGCACUACAGUACGUCGAGGUCGAGAAUGGUGGUGCCGGUGUUGUUGGCGAUAUUCUUCCUGGACUGGCGGCCAAACAACCUAAAGCAGUGGCAGGAACAGUUUUGGCGUUGAAAGAGAUUGUUCGACUUUUUGGUGUCCAAACAACUCCACCUCCUCCAAUCCUCAAGGCACUCCCAAAGAUAUUUGGUCACAGCGACAAGACUGUUCGUGCAGAAGGAACUGCACUUACACAUGUCUUAUAUCAAUAUCUGGGACCUGGUCUCGAGCCAUGGCUUGCAGAUCUAAAGCCAGUACAAGUUAAGGAGUUGAAGGAAGCGUUCGAAUCAAUGGAAUCAAGUGGCAAGGGCAAGGGUACCGUCAAACCUGAGCGACUAACGCGUGCGCAUGCUCGAGAUGCUGCAGUUGCCGGUGAACAAGGUGAAGAAGCUGCAGAAAAUCAAGAGGAGGAAGAGCCCGUUGCUCUUGAUCCUCGUGCCUUUGCUGAGCCGGUUGACAUCAAGCUUCCAUCGUCGUUACAGGCGAUGCUCACGUCGUCAAAAUGGAAAGAGCGCAAGGAAGUGCUAGACGAGCUUCUUACGCUGCUGAACUCCACGCCGCGCAUUAAAGACGGCCCCGAAAUUGGAGAUUUAUCGAAAUCUUUGGCUGUUCGUAUUCAAAGUGAUGCGAACGUAAACUGUGUGAUGACCGCUGCCGCCUGCAUGGAAGCUCUCGCCAAGGCAAUGCUUGGAUCAUUUGCUCGAUAUCGGGAAACUGUCGUAGGACUCAUGCUGGAGCGUAUGAAGGAAAGGAAGGCGACGGUCACCGACACAAUUGGUGGUGCACUAGAUGCAGUAUUUGCCACGACAACGCUGCCGGAUAUUAUUCCAGAUCUGGGACCCGCUCUCAACUCGAAGAACCCUCAGGUCAAAGAGGGCACACUUAAAUUUCUCGGCAGGUGUCUUACCACUGCUACUACACCAAUCCAAACUGGUCAGAUCAAGUCGCUGGCAGAGACAUUGGCGUCCCUACUCGAAGAUGGCUUUGAAGGCGCACGAAAUGAGGCAGCCACAUGUCUCGGCACGUUGAUGAAGAUGGUGGGGGAAAGACCGUUGAACCCAGUGAUGGAAGGACUAGCGGAUGUUCGGAAGGCCAAGGUCAAAGAAGCGUUUGAAAAAGCGACAGUCAAGUCCAAGGCUGGUGGUGGUUCAGCGCCAGCCAAAACUGCGCCACCAGCGGCGGCCGCCCCUCCUGCAAAGAAGAAACCAACUCCUACUCCAAAGGCUGCCCCUGUUGAAGAGAUCGUCGAGGCUCCCAAGAAGCCGGCUGCAAAGCCUCCAGCAGCCAAACCUCCCCCUGCCAAGAAACCCGCCGCUCCUCCGACUGCGGCUCCUGCUAAGAAGGCACCUGCCCCAUCUUCAGCUGGCAAACCGUCCAAAGCUGCUGCGCCACCAGCGGCUGGGGGUCUUGACACAUUCAAGUACAAACAUACGCCAGAAGAUGCAGAAGCCCUCGCAAACGACAUCAUCCCAUCCUCUAUACUGACCGACUUGGCUGAUAGCAAAUGGAAGACCCGACUAACAGCGCUAGAGGAAAUGACUACCUGGAUUGAGGGUGUUAUUGACGAAUUAGACGCUGAGGUCAUUGUGCGCGCUGUGGGGAAGAAAGGCUGGGGAGACAGCAAUUUCCAGGUGGUCCUGAAAAUAUACGGAAUUUCUUAUGAACCUUUGGGGAAACAAAAGGCUCCCAAAGUUCUUGCGGACGCAUUGACUUGGGUCAAUACUGCCCUCGUCGAGUUUGGAAUCGCAGGAUUAUCAUUACGAGGCCUGAUCGAAUUCCUCAAGACAGCUUUACAGAACUCGAAUGCGGCGGUCCGAACCAAUGCGACUAAGACACUUGUGACCGUCAAACUCUUCGCCGGUUCAAGCAUCAAAGACUUUUUGGAGGAUCUCAACCCACAGCUUCUCAACACUAUCAAUUCAGAAUUUGACAAAGUCGAAGGUCAAACGGCGCCAGAACCAAGUCGAACGUCAGCUGACCUCGCGAACAUGGCAACUUCGGCCUCGACGUCUAACGGAGCUGCUGGCGGAAGCGAUCCGCUGGAUGAUCUAUUUCCGCGCGUCGAAAUUGAUGGGCUUCUCAAAGGCACAACAAUCCUUGCUGAUGCAAAGAGCGAAUCGUGGAAGACAAAAAAGGAAGCUCUUGAGGGCUUGCAAGGGAUUCUAGACCAAGGAAGCAACAAGCGUCUCAAAGGAAAUAUGGGGGAUAUUGGGCAGGUUUUGAAAGCGAGAGUAACCGACACAAACAAGGCCGUGCAAACUUUAGCGCUCGACAUUGUCGCUCGCAUUGCGACAGGGAUGGGAAAGCCAUUCGAGAAGCAUAGUCGCUUAUUCGUCCAGCCAGUAGCUUCGGUUCUAGCCGACCAAAAGGCACCCAUUAGAGCUGCUGCUCUUCAAACGUUAACCGCAAUGGCUUCUGCGUGUGAAGUGCUUGACUCUAUGGUUUCUGGACUUCAAACCGCAUUGGAAGCGACGAACCCAUUACAAAAGGGUACUUUAAUGCAUUGGAUUGCUGAUUGGUUCCGUGAACACGAAGCAACCUCGACUCUCGAUCUUACCAGUUGGACAUCAGUAAUCGUAGGAGCCUUGGACGAUCGUAAUGCAGAUGUUCGCAAAGGUGCUCAAGCUCUACUUCCGACUUUGAUAGCAUCAGCCGGAUACGACCACGUGAUUCAUCAAACCAAUUCCCUCAAACCCGCGUCGCGCAACACUGCCGUACCUCUCAUACAAGCAGCGCGUCCUGCAGUUUCUUCCGCGCCUCCAGCCAAGCCUCCAGCCUCUAAACCAGCGCCAAAGGCCGCACCUCCACCUAUUUCGGCUAGGACGUCUGUCACUCCUCCUCCAGAGUCGCCACCACCCACCUCAGCCCCCAAACCGGCCAAUAAAUUGGGAAUCCGGCGGAAAAUACCGGGGCCUAAUCGGCCUGACUCACGUGCAGAAACUCCUGUUGAUGUUCCUGCUCGAUCCAGCAAGAUUACUGCACCAGGACUUCGUCGGCCUGGUCAGGUGGUGGGAGCAAGCAAGCCUUCUACUCCAUCCACUCCUCCACCAUCAACGUCCCUCGCCUUUUCCGGGACGAAUCUCGACGUCAAGAAAAAUCGUUGUGGUAAAGAUUCCAGCAAAUGGAUUAACGAAGGCGGACCGACUCGAAAGGACCUCGCCGAUUUGCUCCAGUCCCAAAUGGAACCAUAUGCUUCGAAAGAGCUUAUUGCUCAGCUCUUCAGCCACGAUCAUAACGCUGUUAACGACCACAUUGCGGGACUCACGGCCAUGUCCGAUCUCUUCGCCGGUGCGCAGGAUGAUCCAGCUGCGGAAGCCAUAUGUCUUGCAAAUUUUGACUUGGCCGUCAAAUACGCUUCAAUUAAGCUUCAUGAACCCCAGCCAAACCUAGUCUCCAAGUGUUUGGAAGUCGUUGAGGCUGUAUCGUCCUUCCUGCGAGCAGUUAGCUAUCAGUUGACUGACAACGAGGCGCUCUGCUUUGUACCGACCAUAGUCUACAAGCUUGGUGAUGCUCGUGAGCCCGUCAGGGUCCGGGUACAGCAAAUCAUCCAAGACCUGCCUAGAGUGUAUGCUUACAGCCGCGUUUUCCAUUUACUCCUAGAAUAUGGCCUCAAGUCCAAGGUGGCCAAGACCCGACAAGGCGCGCUUGAUGAGCUCGCUGGGAUACUGAAGAAGUCUGGAAUGAGUGCUUGUGAACCAGCGAAGGCGUUUCCAGUGAUUGGUGGGAUGAUAGCAGACAAAGAUUCGCAGGUGCGCAAGUCCGCUUUGUCCGUCCUGAGUGAGGGUUAUACACUUGUGGGAGAAAAAGUAUGGAGUUUGGUCGGGCCGUUGCCUCCCAAAGACAAGACACAACUUGAAGAACGACUUCGUCGUGUUGCAGGACCCAGUUCGGAAGCCUCCGCUAUUCCUGCUCAUGUGACUAGAAUAGGUAUUCCUCGACCUGGCUCCCCGGCGACUGGCUCGCGUAUCGGCGGACUUGGUCGUCCUUCUAGUCCGUCUGGAAUAAAACUUCCGAGAUCUGCCUCGCCGGGGCCCGCCAAUUUACCCAGAGCUGCUUCGCCUGUCCGCCCAUCAGCUGGGCUGCCAAUACCUACUUCCCCUACCAGUGGCAUUGCACGUCCGAAAAGCAUGCUUCCAUCGCGAUUUGGUUUACCUCGACCCAAACCUGCGGUACCUCCAGAUGGUCGUGUGCCAUCUCCGCAUCCUGUUUCUCCACCGCCAGAAGAAGAGCGCAAAGAAGAACCCCAUCAUGCUGACGGCCCUGAUGCCAUCACAAUUACCAUAUCGGGCAUCCUUAGCAGCGAUCCAGCCAGGAGUGUUGACGCUCUAAAGAAAAUCCAGAAAAUAUUAUCUGUCGGUCCGGAAGCCGGUCCUGAGUCUCCACAGUAUCGAGAGCUUGCGGAACAUACCGAGGGUCUCAUUGAAACUAUCACGCUCCAAAUGGCCCACGUAUUCGACCGCCCUGAAGAUCUUAUACCCGACGACAACUUUAGACUGGCAAAACAUCUCAUUCAGACACUGAAUACAUUCUGCGACCAUCCAUUCCUUGCAGAAUCCCUCACCGUGGAUAUAUUGACUUCAUUGUUGGAAGAGCUCACCCUUCGCCUCCUCGAAACUGAUGACAGCUCAGUCAAAAAAGUCAAGGACCUGUCUCGCUUCAUCAACAUGAUAAUCCUCCGACUGUUUUCAACAGGCCGCAGGAUGUCCAUAUUCCGGGCUUUAUUUGCUCUCCUGUUGCAAAUUGUGAAGCCAUUCCCCGCCAAUGGCACACCACCCGAUUCUAAAGAGGCCAAAGUCGCUGAACUUGUGUUGAAGUGCGUCUGGAAGCUUGCUCGCAAUAUUCCACAAGACCUGAAAGAGGAGCGACUUGAUCCUGUGGAGCUAUUCCCUGCUAUCGAGCAAUUCCUCCAAUCAGUUCCUCCAAAUGAGUGGAGAGCCCGGGCAACUAACAAGGUCCCAUGUGGUGAUAUGCCCUUGCGGACAAUCAAGGUCAUAAUACAACAUGUUGUCGCCUUCUAUGGUGACGAUGUUUACGACUUACUAUCGGCCUCUUUUGACGACCCCUCCGCCACUAUUGUGUACCCAUACGUUUAUCGCAUCCUCAACUCUAAUGCGCGAGCUGCUGCUGCUGCUGGUGUCGAACCUCCUCUUCGUCACAACGGUGACCACCAUCCACGAUCAGCCUCACCUGCUUCUAGUCGACCGAUGUCUCCCCAGGAGACUGCUUCACAACACCACUCUUCACCCAGUCGACCAACAAGCGUUUCCAGCCAUGCGGACAGUGGACCUCCCCCAACUCACGCCGAAGAACCAGAUCCUGAUGCCCAAUUGCUGGUCAUUAUUGGUCACAUAUCGAGUGAGACGACUGGCGCGUUACACAAGGAAGGCAUCACAGAGCUCCAUCACUUCCUCAAGGCGUAUCCUCAUAAACGGCCGCGAGUUGAUAAGUUGCUCGAUUCUACUGGCGCUGCUUUCCGGAAAUAUAUCACGCGGGCAUUGGCAAGUCGAGCAGCCGAAGACCAGGAAAGGGAGGCGGCUGUUGCCGACACCCUGCAGAAACUCGAGUCUAAUACGCGACCUGGCUCGCCCACAUCCCCGGCAACGUCAGAACCUCCUCAGCCUCGAUCACCCCGACAGUCGGGCUCUGCUGACCAAGAGAAGCUUUCGAGACUGCACAAUCUAUUCCAAUAUCGGUCAAGUACGUUGAGCAACGGUCCACGGACAUCCCAGUAG